UGAAGCUCACGGACACACUCACACAUCAAGCCACAGGCAGGCAUGCUACAAGACAGACUGGCGGACAGAUAGGCAGCAGGAAGGAGCCAUGAACCAAACAGGGGACAGCAUCAGCUCAGCCACCAACAGCCGACACGUCUCGCAGCACUGAACACUUUACUUUCAAAAGCCUCAGCUUAGCUUGACUGAGGCAAAAAUAACCCCAAUAACAAGACGCGAUGAGGAGUGCCUGACUGUUUUAGUUUUUUCGGGCUGUGGAUUAGGGGGUGUUUUGUCCACUUGUUCAGAAGUUGCCGAAGCUGUGGAAUUACUUGAAUGAGCCGGAGGAGGACUAAGGCCAGUAUGGUGUUCAGCUGGCAGAAGUCAUUCGCCAUUCUAACACCAUGGAGGAAAGGGAAGGGAGAGAAUUUGCUAGACAAUGAGGUCGUCCUGACCAAGAUGAAGCUCUUCAACAACUUCCACGAGAAGCUCUGCAACCGCACAGAUGAUUCUUUAUCGACAAUCUCUGUGUCAGUGUCUGAGCAGGACAUCUCAGAACCUGUCAAAGCCUUGGAUGGGAAUGCUGACCUAAAAGACGUGGCUUGUCAGCCCCUGAUGGACUCCAGCACAGACUACCUGUCUGACAUUUUCUCUGACUCUCAGCUUCCCAGGCUGUACAAAUUCGAGUCAGAGGACUCUGGAGUGGAACUUCCCAGCGGUGCCAACUCUCCUUCCACACCGACCGGCUCUGAACAAAGCUUUGUGGUCCAUAGCCGGGAGCCGUCCUGUGACUCCUGUAACCUCACCACUCCUCUGCCUACAUCUGAGUCUCCCCUCGCGCGUGAACGGUGCUCGGACGCGGAAGGAACGGAGGAUGUGAGAGACACGCCGUGUGUGACUGCAGACAGUGUUGUGCAGCAGGUUGUUAUCGAGGAGCUGGAGGCUGAGGUCAGCACAAGAGUGGGUGGGGCCGACCUUCACAUAACUGAGGAAGAUGUCGAUUUGAAGACGGUCCUAGCCACCGCCGAGGACAGGGGGUCGGGUUCAGAGCGCUCGGGUGAUAACGGGACUGUGACCGAGGGGGUUUACCCGGAGGAUGAGAGGCCCAGGGGCCAGCGCCCAGGGGCCUGUGACGAUAUGACAGGUGUUGACUUCGAGCAACACCCACUGAGGAAAAGCGUGACGAAUGACAGCCUGGAGGAGUAUAUGGAAGAAUGCUGCAGACUGAGUGAGGUACGCCAGGCCAGCUCCAACCCCCUGGGCUCUGGACUGGGAUACUUGGAGCACAUCUGCCAGCUCAUUGAGAAGAUCGGUCAGCUCCAAGAUCACAACCUUCGGCUACAGAAGCAGAUCUGUGGCCUGCAGAAAAGUGGAAAGAUGACUAAGAUCAAAGAGGACUUCUUCCUGCAGCACUGUAGCUGUGGGACCGCAAGCAUGGCUUUCCAGGAGAAUAAGAGGCACUCCAGGAGUGAGUUCCCCAGCUCCUCCGUAAGCGGUACCCUUUCUGAUCUGUCCACCAUCCCUGAGAUCACACGGCACCCAGGACUCCCUGACAGGACAGAGAGUGACCGGGGAGAAUGCCAGCCCCUCGUGUCUCUUUGGGGGAGAGGCCUGAAUCGGAGAAGUUACACAGAGGGGGAGACACGCUCCUUUCUCUAUGACAGUAUGGAGGGUCUCUCUGUACCAAGCAGACGGCUAAGUGAGAACUUGACCUGGGGCAGAGUGAAGGAUCUGGUGAAGAAGACCAAGCUGAGAAACCAGAGCAAACUUGGCCUGACAUCCACCUCUCUGAAGAGAUCCUGUCCACAGCUCUACUGCCCUGACCUGGGACUAGUAGAACGAGCGGGAAGAAACAGGAACUCCAUGAUUGCCUUGGGCCAUCAGAACAGACUUGACUUCCCGUGGCCCCAAUAACAAGAUAUGAAACAGAUGGCCCAGAGGGGGAAGAGACUGCCCUGAAGAGGAAGACAAAGUAAAGUUGCACAGAUUGUUGACUGGACAGAGAAAGUUUUCUAAAAGGUUUGAAAGAACACUUAAGAUGGAUGACAAAAUCUUGAUUGACCCUUGAGAAGAAAAGGGGAGAUUUCAUUGUUUUAGGGAAUUGUAUUUAUAUGAGAACAGACAUCCAUUUAUGCCACAAUGGACAAUAAAAUGAUAAUAAUUAUUUAAUUGUGUACUAUAAACCUAUAUGGUCCGCUUCCUCAAAAUACUGUAUAUUUAAAGGAAUUCAUUUCAAGAGUAUGUGUUGAUGGAACAAACCAUAUAAUAUGGUAGUUCCAACCAAGAAACAAAAGUCUUGGAUUAAAUAAAUGUAACUUAAUUUCAGACAAUAAUUACUGCCACUUAACUAUAAAGUUUGCUGGUUGUAUCUUGUCUAUGCUAAGGUUUACUCCCUAAUUGAACAGGGCUGACAAAGUCUGCUGCAUAAAAAUAAUCCAGUUUUCCUAAUUUGCUUGAGCACUUCCAGUCCAUGUAGUAUUCACACAAAAACAAGCAGGUCCAAACAACGACACCCAAAACAAUGAAUACAUGCUGCAUAAUUAAGUACUUGCAUCAAAAUCUAUAUGUUUUCAUCUCUUGAUAUGCUGUUCCAACCAAUCAUUACCGAAUGGCCCAAUAAAUACUAACUACAGCUAUCAAUAUAUCUUAGCACAGUAAACCCCCUUUUCUAUGUUUUGAAGAUUUUUCAAUAGUGUAAUUAUAGUUAAUACCAUAAAAGGUAAGUAAAUAUAUUACAGUAUCGCAGCAUGGGAUGUUUUUUUCUCACUAAAAUUGUUUUACUAAAGAUGAUGAAUGCAGAAUGUCACUAAAGAGAAUGAACAUCAAGAAACCAACUGCUUUACAGGGUUUAUUUAAAAAUGUUCUGGUAUAAUGCAACGGACAAUAAAAUACUCCAAACUAACAAGUCAGUGCAAAAACAAAGCAAUUUCUGAAACAUAUUUUACACAUAUAUUGUACUCCAUAAAAAGCAUUGUAACUUACCUAAUGUCAUCUAUUGUCAUAUUCUUAGUCUCAAACCCUUGGACAAAUGUGAAACAUAGCACACAUAUUUCAGAAUUACUUAAUUACAGCAUUAAACCUAUUUUUUGAGAAUUAUCUUCUUGUUUUAAAUCUAGGCCCACUGGGCUAUUUGUGUAAGCACUAUACAGGGUUGAUUACAGUGAUGUUGUGUGUAUGUGCUGUAUAUAAUAGAAGUCUAUGCGGUGUGUACAGUCAGUGUGUUUGUACAGGGGGAGAAGUCACAUGUGAGUAAAUUCCUUAGUCUGAUGGAAAUGUGUCAUUUUUAUAGAUUGAGGUUCCAUAAUCCUUAAAGAUAAAGAAAUCACUGCCUGCCUGUCAUCAGUUGUUACAAAAUGUUUGUAAUAUAUUGCCAUCUGUUUUUUAAUGUUACUCUGACUUAUAUAUGUUUAACAAAGUCAAGAAAAAAAAGAUUGCUCAUUUGAUAUUACUAUAAGAUUUGUAUUUAUAUUUUAUUAGGAUGCUGUUGAUUAUGUUCAUUAUCAAAAUAUGAUUUUUUUUAUUGGGACAUGCCAAAUCCUGUUUGUUGGGAUAAGUGAUGUAUCUUCUCUUCACAACUGCUAAAAAUCUUAAUGAGGUUCCUUUGAUGGAAUCUAGGCUAAACGAGUGCCACGGUACCUUGGAAAUGUCACUGAUUAACUAAAAGGAAAAUGUAUUAAUGUGUUAAAAGGAUAAUACAAUUUCUCAAAAAAGCCUGAACCAUUUACUGAAAUGUUCUGUGUUGUUUUUGAGAAUUUACUGAGACAAAAAACAGACUUUUGAUACUGUACCUAUCCAAAGCUAAUGAGUUUUACAUAACAUCAUCUUGUACUGAAAAUAAUAAUAAUGCACAUGUACCAAACUGAAUAAACGUAACUCUAGAUA
This is a messenger RNA of Esox lucius (northern pike), 3861 nucleotides long. RefSeq lists its product as uncharacterized. The record is from RefSeq and is a predicted model, not a curated record. The coding region runs from base 316 to 1893 and encodes 525 amino acids. Lineage: Eukaryota; Metazoa; Chordata; Actinopteri; Esociformes; Esocidae. The transcript has 8 exons.